AUGGAGGGUGAGCCUACAUCGCUGGAGGCGGAGAAGGUGCCGGCCACGGACAGUAUUGAUGAGGAGGUGGGGCAGAGGGAGGAGGCCCCGCCGGUGGUGCUGAAGAAAGGGCCGUGGACGACGGCGGAGGACGCCUUGCUGGUGAACCACGUGCGGCAGCACGGUGAGGGCAACUGGAACGCCGUGCAGCGCCUGACUGGGCUUCUGCGCUGCGGCAAGAGCUGUCGGCUGCGGUGGACCAAUCACCUCCGCCCGAACCUCAAGAAGGGCUCCUUCUCUCCCGACGAGGAGCUCCUCAUCUCGCAGCUUCACGCGCAGCUCGGCAACAAGUGGGCUCGAAUGGCCUCCCAUCUACCGGGAAGGACGGACAACGAGAUCAAGAACUACUGGAACACGAGGACUAAGCGGAGGCAGCGUGCCGGCCUGCCGGUGUACCCACCCGAGGUGCAGCUCCAGCUCGCCAUCACCAAGCGCUGCCGCUACGACGAUUUCUCGCCCUUGCCGUCCCCGCAGCAAUCGGCCAGCAAUGUCCUGUCACUUGAUGCCGCCGCCGAUGCAGCCUCCGCAGGGUACACCAGCGCUCGCCCUCCGCCGCUCGACCUUGCUGGGCAGCUAGCCAUGGCCAACCGGUCGGUGCAAUUCCGGGCCCAGACGCCCUUCUCGGCGCCGUCUUCCCCAUGGGCGAAGCCAUUCGCACGGAACGCGCAGUACUUCCAGUUCGCGCAUUCCUCGCCCGUGUCGCCGACGACGCCGACGGGACCCAUGCACCCGGUCACACCGGAGCUGUCCUUGGGUUAUGGCUUGCACGGCGGUGACAGGACUCGAUUCACUCCCCUCUCGCCGUCUCCGGGCGCCAGAGUGGAGCUCCCUUCAAGCCAAUUGCGCCCGGCGAUGCCGCCGUCCUCGGCUGCCACCGCCCCCGUCGCAAGCGGCGGUUUGGACGAAGGAGCGUCGCAAGAUCAGCAGAACGCGGCGAGCCUAGAGGCCAUGCUGCAGGAGCUGCAUGACGCCAUCAAGAUCGACCCGCCGGCGCAUGCGAACGGAGCCGUCGACAGCCGCGCCGAGCAGAACGGUGUCAGUGGUGACUCACAACUGUAUCCAGGUGACAACAAAUCGGAGGGCGAGCUCAAAGAUGACAUCGACACACUGUUCGAGCUGAUGAUACCGACGGCCUUCCCCAUGCCGGAGCCCGCUGCCCCAGCCGCUGCGCCCAACCACUCUGGCUCCAUCUCGCAGCCCAGCAGCGACGACCAGGACCUCGGCAUGGAUCAUAUUGCGGUCAUCGGCGGCGGCGGCUCAUCGGAGCAGGACUGGAGCCUCGACGGCGCCUGCCAGUGGAACAACAUGUCCAGCAUCUGCUGA
Molecule: messenger RNA, 1362 nt
Organism: Lolium rigidum
Lineage: Eukaryota; Viridiplantae; Streptophyta; Magnoliopsida; Poales; Poaceae
Product: transcription factor MYB65-like
Exons: 3
Coding region: 1-1362 (453 amino acids)
Source: RefSeq, a predicted model, not a curated record